This is a messenger RNA of Paramacrobiotus metropolitanus, 844 nucleotides long. RefSeq lists its product as uncharacterized. The transcript is spliced from 2 exons. Lineage: Eukaryota; Metazoa; Tardigrada; Eutardigrada; Parachela; Macrobiotidae. The coding region runs from base 164 to 688 and encodes 174 amino acids. The record is from RefSeq and is a predicted model, not a curated record.
UGGUUCCAGAUUGAGUGCGAAAUACAUCAAACCUAACGGUAUUUCAUCGGGUUUGAAUUUAAACCUAGUUUGCGUCGCCGCGCCUUCAUAUGGACCUUGUAUAACCUUAUCUUCUGGAACCUGGCUUAGCGCCUUGUUCUUAUUUUCUGGAUUGGACAUUCUUAUGGUGGAAGGCGGACAGUCAGCAUCCGUACGUACAUCCCGGCGUGUGAUCCUACUCCCACACGUCAUUAUCAUCGGAAUGCUAGGCAUCAAGGCCGGUGAGCAUUUGCCGGUCGGCACUCCGCCGUCAUCCCGAAUGGCCCUACUGAUUGCGUGUAUCGUUAUGAGUAUCCUGGGUGCGGUAGGCUCAGUUGUGUUAACUGCGCUGUCGGUUGUUACUCUGGGACCAUCAGUGCAGUUCGGUCUGCAUAUCGUCAUGUUUCUGGCUAACCUGGGACAGUCGACCGUGGCGGGGAUCAAUCUAUGCAAGUUGACCACGACACUGAAGGUAGCGCAACAGAUCAUUGUCCGUCCAACAGGCACUUCUCCCGGAGCGCAGGCACCAUUCUGCAGUCAAGCCGGACAGCCGGUGUAUGUUGUACUGGCGCCAUCAGCUGGACCAACAGCGCCUAUUUAUACACAACAGCAGGAAACCGAUGUGGGACCACUUCCCAUCAAGCAAAACAACGUGACCCAGAAGGUUUAAUGAUACUAGUAUAUAUAUUGUGGUGGCCGCAUUGGCAUUAAUAUUGGUCCAUUUUGUGUAGACAAGAUGUAAACAACUUAAUUAGCAGCUACACGAGUAGCUGUUCAUGUUAGACUUUGUAUCGUCGUUUGUUUCCUUCUGCUGCUUAUUCGACAA